UGCCAGUAGUGAGCAGGGCGUGCGUUUGUUGUGGACUUCUAAAAUUAUAACGCGUUCGCAAGUGACAUUCAAAUUGAUCAUACAAUUUUACACGUGUGGACUUUACUUGUGAUAUAUUUUAUUUUCUGACCGAAUAGGAAAGAUAGCUUGGCGGGUUUUGACAUCAAACUGAGCGACUCUUGAAUUUUGUUUUGUGUUAUUUUUACCUUAGUUUGAGUUUACGAUAUUUGGCUAUUAGUAAAGACUAGCGACCUGCCCAGGCUUCACACGGGUUACACAAAACCGUAACGAAUUAUAUACCUAAACGUUGCUCAAGAAUCACACUAUCAAUAGAAGUUUAUCAACAGUUUAUUAUCGAAAUUAACUAAUAGAAUUAAUAAUUAGUGUCAUGGAUUAAUAACUAACAACAUGUUUGUUAUUUAAAAUAAACUUAAAAUCACCUCUGACGUUUCGAACGCCCACUUUCGACGAUCUUUAUGUCUUGGGACUCUUGGGUAAAAUACGCGGGUUAACACACGUAUAUAAACCAGCUAAGUGAAGAACUCAAAGCACCACAAUGUCAGCCAAAGAUACCAAGGAGGGUACCAUAUACAAACAAUGGCUUAUAGGUGCUAUUGCAACCACACCGUUCCUAACCUAUGGCCUGCAGAAUGGUUGGAUCUCGCCCGUGAUCGGUCUGCUUCAGUCGGACCUCAGUCCGUCCGGGCGUCCGCUCACCACCAAUGAGAUCUCGCUCGUGGCCAGCGGUAUAAGCAUGGCCGCCAUCUCCACGGCCGCCGUGUUCGGGUACCUCGCCGAUGGCAUCGGACGACGGACUACUUUAAUAUGCAUUGUGACACCGCAGAUUUUUUGUUUCGCCUUGAAGCUGAUAUCCGCACACCCCGCCUGCCUGAUCGUGGCGCAGGUCUGCGGGGGGGUCGCGGCGGGGGGCUCCUUCUGCGUCGCGCCGACCUACGUCAAGGAGAUGGCUCAGGACUCCAUCAGAGGAUAUUUGGCGUCCUCGGGGAUUCUGCUGCAGAGCAUGGGCAUGUUGAUAAUGUACGCGAUGGCUCCAUACCUGGGCUACUACACGUUACUCUGGAUCCUGGUGUGGCUGCCGGUGUUGAACCUGGCGGGAAUGUUCUGGAUACCAGAGUCACCGGCGUUCUUGGUGAAGAGGGGGAGAGUUGAGGAAGCCAUUAAAGUGAUCUCCUGGCUACGAGAAGUGGAUGGAGACCACAAGAUGCUGGAGCGCGACAUUUCCAUAUUGAAGAACGAAAUAAUAACCAGUGAGAACUUACCGGCAGAAUCUUGGAAGUCUAUCUUGUCAGAUAAAUCAUCACGCAGAGCCCUCUGUAUCUCGUUCCUGGUGAUGACACUGCUGGCCGUGGGGGGCGACUACGGGAUCAUGGCGUACGCGUCGGUGAUCCUGCAGCACUCCGGCGUCACCUUCGCGCCGGAGGUGCAGGCGCUGGCCUUCCCAGCGCUCAUGACCCUGGGCUCGCUGCUGUCCGCUGUUACCAUUGAGAAGCUCGGGAGAAAGCCCCUCAUAGUGCUAGGCGCUGUGUUCACUGGCGUCCCACUCGCCAUCAUGGGCGCAGCGCUGGUGAUCCUGCAGGGCGGCGGGUACGUGCCGCAGUGGCUCCCCGUGCUCAGCAUCGGCGUGUGUCUGUUCGCCAGCGGACAGAUGAUGUCGCUGCCCUUCAUCGUCAUCUCCGAGAUCUUCAGCGUGCAAAUGAGAUCGAAAGUUCUCGGCUUAAUCUCGACCUACGGCUGGUCGCUGGCCGGCUCGCAGACGCUCCUGUUCGCAAUAAUAACGGAACACUUGGGCAUGCAAACCAUAUUCUUCGCAUUUGCAGCCAUCAACCUCUUGGGAACCGUAGUUUGCGCCAUCAUCAUGCCAGAAACUAAAGGGAAGACGGUUGAGGAGAUUAACAAAGAAUUGAUAAACAGAAGGAUAUGUUAGAAAAAAAAUAAACCUAAUAAUAGGUACAUAAGCUUAGAAAAAAUAUAUACAAUACAAAAAAUACUCAUUGGAAGAAAAUAAUACAGGAAAACAGUAAUACAAUUCUUAGAGGCAGAUCAUAAUUAUUAUUCACAUUAACCGCAGUCAACGAUUGGCAGGAAACAUCGUCUGCACCUUCAUUGUGUUACAAACCUAAGGAAAGACAUUUAGGAGCACAUUAAAAAUAAUUUGUAGGCAGAAGAAUGUGUAAUAAUUGUAAUAAAAUAAUGUUUUAAGUGUAAAUGAAGUCCCACCUUUAUUUGUUGACAGGUCGUUUUGUACUUAAAAAUAAUAAUACGAUAUUUUAUUAAAUAUAUUUUUUUUUUAUUGUUA
Cydia fagiglandana is the source of this 2317-nucleotide messenger RNA. RefSeq names its product facilitated trehalose transporter Tret1-like. The coding region runs from base 557 to 1945 and encodes 462 amino acids. The record is from RefSeq and is a predicted model, not a curated record. Gene Ontology annotation, cellular component: membrane. Gene Ontology annotation, biological process: transmembrane transport. Gene Ontology annotation, molecular function: transmembrane transporter activity. Lineage: Eukaryota; Metazoa; Arthropoda; Insecta; Lepidoptera; Tortricidae. The transcript is spliced from 9 exons.